Messenger RNA from Cryphonectria parasitica EP155, 1344 nucleotides. RefSeq lists its product as uncharacterized. The record is from RefSeq and is a predicted model, not a curated record. Lineage: Eukaryota; Fungi; Ascomycota; Sordariomycetes; Diaporthales; Cryphonectriaceae. The coding region runs from base 463 to 1344 and encodes 293 amino acids. The transcript is spliced from 2 exons.
AUCCUCCUUCACUCUGUUCAUGCUUAUUUCUAUCCUCGUAUCCCUCGUCCUUCUUUUCUUCAAGUGCCGGAGUAGUUCAUCUUCUUACUCUUCUUCACCUUUAGGAGAAGAGAAGUCUUAGAGGCUGACGAGCUUGUUGGUCAUAUGUGAUAUCCCUCUGGUGCCUCCUGACAGGUCAAGUGAGCCGGCAAGGCCGGCGGAAUCUCAUAUCUCUCUUUCUCUGGUGGAUUGGUUGAGAAAGGGUUCGCCUCCGUCUUUCACAUACGAGACGCCCGCCCUGUCAUACCGGAUGGCUAUCGACCUCACACCGAUACUGAGAAGGGCGUAGGAUCACACAUCUGCUCAUAUAUAUUGGACGGGGUGUACCCACACCACACACAAGCACAAGCACAAGCGUACCACGCACACCCACACCACACCAUAAAAUAUAUAUAAGAUCCACAUCUAGAGCCAUCGUCAGCCAUGCCGAGGACCACAAGGAAUCAGCCCGAGCCCUCACGGCGUGACUCCUGGCCGCCUACACAGAUUUCUCUCUACCAGAGCAUCGAGGACGAAGGCAACGAUACCAAGAUGGCCGCCCGCCACCGCGAGUCCCUCGCCGUUGAUGACGACCCUAUCAACUCCUUCCUGACACCCACACCCCUCCUCGAAGAUGGUGACACCGACGACGACAUCAUGGACAUGGACAUGGAUAUGGACAUGGCCUUUGACGCAGGCAUCGAGGACCCACAGCGGCCCUCGCCCGCCGUCCGAAGCAUCAGCCCGUCUAAACUCACCGGCGGCCUGAGGCCACCACCAUCCCCAAGGACACCAACCCCGCCCCAUUACCUCAGAUCAGGCUCCAGGUCGCCCCCCUCUCGCAACUCUCCUGAGAUUGCCACCCCCAGCACAGACAUGGGAGGCGCCGACAACGACUAUGAUGACGGAGAAGACUACGUCCGCCUCACACCACAGGGCUUCACCCUGGCCGCCCCACCCCUCACCCUCCGCAGCUUCAUCUCGCACGGCAACAAGGCUCGCAACAGGCCCAAGAUGGCACCCGCAACGCGCGGCCGCUCGAUGACCUCACUGGGCCGGCCCGCACCCACGCCGCUCUCGCGUCUCCCAAACAGGCCGAGGAGCUGGUCGGGUGCGAACGACAACAUGUACCACGGGAGUGGUGGACGUCUCUCCCCACGGGCGUGGCGGGAGCCGAGCCCAGAUGUGUGGAGCAUCGAGGAGGAUGCAGAGGGAGAGGUGUUGAGCGAGAUGGAGGGGGAGGUGGAUGCGCCGGAUUAUGUUCGACGAACGGCUAAGGCGGGGAAGAGGGUUCGCUUUGCGGCUAUGAGGGAGGAGAUUCCUUGA